Molecule: messenger RNA, 5437 nt
Organism: Perognathus longimembris pacificus (Pacific pocket mouse)
Lineage: Eukaryota; Metazoa; Chordata; Mammalia; Rodentia; Heteromyidae
Gene: Rab3gap2
Product: RAB3 GTPase activating non-catalytic protein subunit 2
Exons: 35
Coding region: 142-4320 (1392 amino acids)
Biological process (GO): regulation of GTPase activity
Source: RefSeq, a predicted model, not a curated record
UUGCUUUCCCUGCCUCCCCGCCCCCUGCGUGGUUAGAGCUUUUUGGGGUUUGGCUGUGGUCGCGGUGAGUUGGUGGGGGGCCAGGCGUGUUAAGGUAAAGUGAGUCCCCCCCCUCCUCCCCAAGAGGGACUCCCCACCGUCAUGGCCUGUUCCAUCGUCCAGUUCUGCUACUUCCAGGACCUCCAGGCCGCCCGGGACUUCCUCUUCCCUCAGCUGCGGGAGGAGACCCCCAGCGGCGCCCUGCGGAGGGACCCCAGUAAAUCAACCAACUGGGAAGAUGAUGGCUGGGGAGCGUGGGAAGAAACGGACCCACAAGAACCUGAAGAAGAAGGAAAUAUGUGCAAAACACAAAAAACUUCUUGGCUUCAAGACUGUGUUUUAUCCUUAUCUCCAACCAAUGAUCUCAUGGUUAUAGCUCGGGAACAAAAAGCUGUGUUUCUAGUGCCAAAAUGGAAGUGCACUGAUAAAGGAAAGGAAGAAAUGCAAUUUGCUGUUGGUUGGAGUGGUUCUCUGAAUGUUGAAGAAGGGGAACGUGUAACUAGUGCCCUCUGUAUCCCACUAGCAAGCCAAAAGAGGAGUUCCACUGGACGCCCUGACUGGACCUGCAUUGUAGUGGGUUUUACUUCAGGCUACGUACGCUUCUACACUGAGAACGGUGUGCUUUUGCUUGCACAACUUUUGAAUGAAGACCCAGUACUUCAGCUUAAAUGCAGGACCUACGAAAUCCCCCGACAUCCUGGCGUGACUGAGCAGAAUGAAGAAUUGAGUAUCUUAUAUCCAGCCGCCAUUGUGACUAUUGAUGGAUUUAGCCUUUUUCAGUCUCUUCGUGCAUGUCGAAACCAGGUAGCUAAAGCUGCAGCAUCAGGAAAUGAGAACAUCCAACCACCACCCUUAGCUUAUAAGAAAUGGGGUCUACAAGAUAUUGACACUAUUAUUGAUCAUGCGAGUAUUGGUAUUAUGACAUUGUCCCCUUUUGAUCAAAUGAAGACUGCCUCCAACAUAGGUGGAUUUAAUGCAGCAAUUAAAAACAGCCCACCUGCCAUGUCCCAGUAUAUCACUGUAGGGUCCAAUCCAUUUACUGGCUUCUUCUAUGCUCUCGAGGGAAGCACGCAGCCAUUGCUAUCUCAUGUUGCACUAGCAGUUGCAAGUAAACUCACUUCUGCUUUAUUUAAUGCUGCCAGUGGUUGGCUUGGUUGGAAAAGUAAGCAUGAAGAAGAAGCUGUCCAGAAGCAAAAGCCCAAGAUGGAACCAGCUACCCCAUUAGCUGUAAGAUUUGGACUUCCAGAUUCUCGACGCCAUGGUGAAAGCAUCUGUCUGUCUCCUUGCAACACACUAGCAGCAGUAACGGAUGAUUUUGGCAGGGUGAUUUUAUUGGAUGUAACUAGAGGAAUUGCAAUACGUAUGUGGAAAGGGUACCGAGAUGCACAGAUUGGAUGGAUUCAAAUUGUAGAGGACCUCCAUGAAAGAGUACCAGAGAAGGUGGAUUUUUCUCCCUUUGGAAAUACUCAGGGUCCCAGUCGAGUAGCUCAGUUCCUUGUGAUUUAUGCACCAAGAAGGGGAAUUUUAGAAGUCUGGAGUACGCAGCAGGGACCUAGAGUAGGAGCUUUCAACGUGGGUAAGCACUGCAGGCUACUGUAUCCUGGCUAUAAAAUAAUGGGUUUAAACAAUGUUACCAGUCAGAGUUGGCAGCCACAGACCUACCAGAUCUGCCUUGUUGACCCUGUGUCUGCAAGUGUGAAAACAGUGAAUGUUCCUUUCCACUUAGCUCUGAGUGAUAAAAAGAGUGAACGAGCCAAGGACAUGCACUUAGUGAAGAAACUAGCAGCUUUACUGAAAGUGAAAUCUCCUGAUCCAGAUAUGAUAGAAACAGAAAUAAAGGAAUUAAUUCUUGAUAUUAAGUACCCUGCAACCAAAAAACAAGCUUUGGAAAGCAUUUUGGCAAGUGAACGUUUACCUUUCUCCUGUCUUAAAAACAUCACUGAGACUUUAAUGGACACUUUAAAAAAUCAAGAGCUUGAGUCUGUGGAUGAAGGAUUGUUCCAGUUUUGUGCCAAUAAACUGAAAUUACUACAUCUUUAUGAAUCCGUCAGUCAAUUAAAUUCUCUUGAUUUUCAUUCAGACACGCCAUUUUCUGAUAAUGAUUUGGCUGUGUUGCUAAGGCUUGAUGAAAAAGAACUACAUAAGCUCCAGACACUGUUAGACAAAUAUAAGCAAGAGAACUCCAGAACUUCUGUUCGAUUUUCCGAUGAUAAGGAUGGUGUGUUGCCUGUAAAGACAUUUCUUGAAUAUUUAGAAUAUGAGAAGGAUGUGCUCAACAUAAAGAAGAUCAGUGAGGAGGAAUAUGUGGCUUUAGGUAGUUUCUUCUUUUGGCAAUGUUUGCAUGGAGAAAGCUCCACCGAGGAUAUGUGUCACACCUUGGAGUCUGCUGGCCUUAGCCCUCAGCAGUUGUUGUCCCUGCUCCUCAAUGUGUGGCUUUCCAAGGAAAAAGAUAUUUUGGAUAAACCCCAGUCUGUCUGCUGUCUUCAUACAAUGCUGUCCCUCCUGAGCAAGAUGAAAGUGGCCAUUGAUGACACCUGGGACUCCCAGUCUGUGUCCCCCUGGUGGCAGCAGAUGCGUGUGGCCUGCGUUCAGUCUGAGAACAAUGGAGCUGCUCUGCUGUCUGCUCAUGUUGGACAUUCUGUGGCUGCGCAAAUAUCAAACAACAUGAUAGAGAAAAAAUUUUCCCAGACAGCUUUGAGUGCUGAUACUGAGGCCCUCACUGAUUCCUGGGAGGCUCUUUCUCUUGACACUGAAUACUGGAAACUUCUGCUGAAACAGCUGGAGGAUUGUCUGCUACUUCAGACUCUGCUUCACACCAAGGGUAGCCCUCGAACCUCCAAAGUGUCAUCACUGCAAGCUGAGCCACUUCCCAGACUGUCUGUUAAAAAACUGCUAGAAGGAGGAAGAGGUGGCAUUGCAGACAGUGUAGCCAAGUGGAUAUUUAAACAGGACUUCAACCCUGAACUGUUAAAACUGGCUAGGAAAGAAGGAGAAGUAGAAAAUCCAGAUGAACUCAAAGAAGGAAUGAACAAAUGUCUUCUUGACGUGUUUGAGGAGGGGAUGGACUUAGGCACUAUACCAGACUUGCUGCAUUUAGCCUAUGAGCAGUUUCCUUGUAGCCUAGAGCUUGAUGUGCUGCAUGCACACUGCUGCUGGGAGUACGUUGUUCAGUGGAAUAAAGAUCCAGAGGAAGCACGUUAUUUUGUUAGGUCAAUAGAACACUUGAAGCACAUUCUUAAUGCACAUGUUCAGAAUGGCAUUGCACUGAUGAUGUGGAAUACAUUCUUGGUUAAAAGGUUUUCUGCUGCUACAUACUUGAUGGAUAAGGUUGGAAAAUCACCGAAGGAUAGGUUAUGCCGAAGGGAUGUGGGGAUGAGUGACACAGCAAUGACAUCUUUCCUGGGCUCCUGUUUAGAUCUUCUUCAGACAUUACUGGAGGCAGAUGUUAGCAGGGAUGAAAUGCAAGUGCCUGUCCUGGACACCGAGGAUGCUUGGCUGUCUGUGGAAGGCCCAAUCUCCAUAGUGGAACUGGCCCUGGAACAGAAGCACAUCCACUACCCGCUGGUGGAGCACCAUUCCAUUCUGUGCUCCAUCCUCUAUGCAGUCAUGCGCUUUUCUCUGAAGACUGUGAAGCCACUUGCACUUUUCGAUAGUAAGGGGAAAAAUGCAUUUUUCAAAGACCUAACUUCAAUUCAGUUAUUACCAAGUGGGGAAAUGGAUCCAAAUUUUAUUUCUAUACGACAACAGUUCUUGUUGAAAGUUGUUAGUGCAGCUGUCCAGGCCCAGCAUUCAGUGACCAAGGAGCAGGACUCUUCAGAAGAGGCAGCAACCACUCCUGGGAAAGAGCCAGACUGGCCGGGGCUGGCCUUGGACUUAGCCCAUCACCUUCAAGUUAACGAAGAUGUUGUUAGAAGGCAUUAUGUGGGGGAGCUCUACAACUAUGGAGUUGACCACCUAGCAGAAGAGGCCAUUCUACAGGUUCAUGACAAAGAGGUACUUGCCUCUCAGCUGCUGGUGCUGACAGGGCAGAGGCUGGCUCAUGCACUCCUCCACACCCAGACCAAAGAAGGGAUGGAGCUGCUGGCUCGACUUCCACCCACACUCUGCACUUGGCUGAAGGCUAUGAACCCUCAGGAUCUUCAAAACACUGAAGUGCCCAUUACAACAACUGCUAAACUAGUAAACAAAGUAAUGGAGCUUUUACCAGAAAACCAUGGGCAGUAUAGCCUAGCCUUGCACCUCAUUGAAGCUGUGGAAGCCAUAUGUAUUCCUUCUUUAUGACACUUACCUACUGAAAAUAGUCUAAACUUGUGUGACUAAAACCUGAAUUAGUGCAUGGCCAUUUUACAUAGUAAGAAUUGGAAUUGUGUGGAAUAUGUCUUUUGUUUUUGUAAAAUAAAAUAUAUAUAUUAUAUAUAUAUUACUUUCAAAAUGUGCAAUCCUAGGUAAAAUCCACUCCUUUGGUUAAUACUGAAGAUAAAAUAUGAAUCAAUACUAAUUAUACUAUACUAACAAUACAGAUGUUUACUGUUUAAAUUUCAAACCCUUAGGUAGUUUUAUUGUUAAACUUUGGUAUUUAAAUUGGUUCUCAUUUAUAGAUUAUGUUCUUAUAGAAGUCUACAUUUCAUACCAUUGCUGUGACAAGAUUUCAAUGUAUUCAUAUCCAAUCACCAUAUGCAAAGUUAGAGGAACAUCCUGCUUUCUUUUAAAAACUCCAAGCAACUUUGUUAACAGGCUAGCCGGGCACCAUUCCCCCCAUGGGUGCUGCCAGGCUCCUUUCCAGGGUGCUGCCAUCUGGAGGAGGAAAGGAACAAGUUUGAGGCCUUCUUCAGAAGGGACACAGGUAGCACUCUUGUAGUCCUAGCCAAAAUUGAGGAUCUGAGAUGCAGAUGCAGUAAAAUCAAUAUAAUGUAAUUCAGAUUUGCUUUUUUGCCAAGUUAUAUCCACAUCAGGAAAUUGUAAAAAAAAAAAUGUAUUAUCUUGUAAAAACUUAUGUAAAAAGUGGGGGAAGGGGAUUCUAAAAUAUCUUAAGUCCACCUUUAUUUUUCCUACAAGUGUUUAGAAGUCUGCUUUUAGGGUGGGUUGUGUAAUCAGUCCCCAGGAAUGUUCAGGAAAGUGCUUAUUGAUACUCCAGCUUUAGCAAACCUACCUCACAGCUGGGUGGAAAGGAUACAGUAGAACUAAUUUUGUACCCUACAGUGCCUAGCGCAGUCCAAGUGCUAAAUAAAUAUUUUUUUUAUCCAAACCAAACUAACCAAAAGUCUGCAAGAAGUGUUUUGAAUUGCACAAAUACAAGUAUGUAUUGUGCUGUGUGUUUGGGAUGUAGCCACGCUGAUAAGUGUGGUAUCUACCGCGGGUCACAGUUUUCAGUCACUAAUGUGACACAGAACUUGCUUUC